CGUCUAGUGUUGUGGCACACAAGCCAGAGGAGAAGGGGAUUUGUUCGUUCGCUGCUAGGGUUUCUCUGUCUUCUGCCAAUUUUCCCCGGGUUCGUUGCUGCAAAAUGACUCGCAUAUACGUGGGAAACUUAGAUCCACGAGUUUCUGAGCGGGAUCUUGAGGAUGAAUUUCGUGUUUUUGGAGUUAUAGAAAGUGUUUGGGUUGCACGGAGGCCACCUGGUUAUGCUUUUAUUGACUUUGAAGACCGUAGAGAUGCAGAGGAUGCAAUCCGUGAGUUAGAUGGCAAGAAUGGCUGGAGAGUUGAGCUUUCUCACAACUCUAGAGGUGGGGGUGGUGGUGGUCGUGGAGGAGGGGGCCGUGGUCGCUCUGGGGGUUCUGAUUUGAAGUGCUAUGAGUGUGGUGAGCCUGGUCAUUUUGCUCGUGAGUGCCGUCUGCGUGUUGGUCCUGGUAGACGUCGUAGUCGCAGUCCUCCCCGAUAUCGGAGAAGCCCAAGUUAUGGUCGAAGGAGUUACAGUCCCCUUGGACGAUCCCUUAGACGCCGCAGCUUGACACCUCGUGGGCGCAGCUACAGCAGGUCACCACCAUACCGUGGACGUGAGGAGUUGCCAUAUGCUAAUGGAAAUGGUUUGAGGGACCGACGCCGAAGCAGGAGCUGAGUAUGGAAGCCUUGGUCACUUUGCUCUGUUAUGAGGAUACUGGGAAUGAAUGUUAAUUAGUGUGCUUGGACUUCAGUAUGACUGUUUAAAUCGGGCGACGCCCUCAGCUUCUACUCUUGGAUUUGGAUAAGUUCCUUUCUUUCUUUUUGCAGUUGGAUUUUUUUCCCUCUAUGCUGAAUAUGUAGUUUCAUUCUAGGAGGAGAUCUUAAGCAUUAUGAAUUUAUUGAGGACAGUCCAAUGAGCAAGUUGCUAAAAAUCUAUGCUUUUUGUUUUUUUUGAUGUUGAGGUCUCUUCUGGUCCUGCUUCAUUGUUGAUGUGCUUCUGCACUCCCCUGGAUUUCGUUCUUCAUUGGCCACUGGGAUCUUCAAUUUAAUGGUUGUGGGUCCCAGCCUGCUACUUCUGUAGAUGCUUCUAUUUGAUUGUCUCUCCAGUUGUGAUGCGCCUCCCUUCUCUUGUGGCAUUUCUUUUAUUUAACUUUAACGGAUUGAGGAGCUGCGUCAAACACUUCUGGCAGUAUGUGGUGACCUCAGCUAAGUUAUGGUGUUGCUAGAAGAUCAAGAACUUCAAUUGUAGAGGACCCGUGGCUUUUGGCUUUAGUACCUGACUUGGUUUGGUUUUUAGUGCUAAAGCGGCUUCCUUAGUUGUUCUGGGUUUGGCUGGAUGAUAAAUCUUCCAAAAUGAUCGGCAUUCGACUGAUUUUUGUGGUUUCUCUGCAUCGUAAACAAGUUCUGCUGUACGUUAUGCCAAUAAGCAGUGCAUUAUUACUCAUUUUAGGAAGGUAUCUCAUUUAGCCCCCUUGUUACAAGUCUUAUUGUUUUUAGGGGGUAGGUGUGGAGAUGUAGGGUGAGAUUUACCGCUUCUAGUAUCUUUCUAUUGGGGGCUUUUUAUCUGAACCUUUUUUUAUUACUUGUCUUUUCCAAUACACAUUGAAUUUCUUUUCGUUCAGGACUACUCAGUCCAUAUGA
This is a messenger RNA of Juglans regia (Persian walnut), 1621 nucleotides long. RefSeq names its product serine/arginine-rich splicing factor RSZ22-like. The coding region runs from base 105 to 656 and encodes 183 amino acids. NCBI's taxonomy places the organism in Eukaryota, Viridiplantae, Streptophyta, Magnoliopsida, Fagales, Juglandaceae. The record is from RefSeq and is a predicted model, not a curated record. Gene Ontology annotation, biological process: mRNA splicing, via spliceosome. Gene Ontology annotation, molecular function: RNA binding; zinc ion binding. The transcript has 7 exons. Gene Ontology annotation, cellular component: nuclear speck.